UACUAUCUUAAUUAUCUUCAUAAUUUUUAAUCUACCAUAGCCAAAAAGAAAGAGCUUGCACAUAUGGAGAGAUCAAACAACAUAGAGUUGAGGAACAGCUUCUAUGGCCGUGCAAGAACUUCACCAUGGAGCUAUGGAGAUUAUGAUAAUUACCAACAAGAUCAUGAGUAUCUUCUAGGGUUUUCAUGGCCACCAAGAUCCUACACUUGUAGCUUCUGCAAAAGGGAAUUCAGAUCGGCUCAAGCACUUGGUGGCCACAUGAAUGUUCACAGAAGAGACAGGGCAAGACUCAGAUUACAACAGUCUUCAUCAUCAUCUUCAACACCUUCUCCUCCUUACCCUAACCCUAAUUACUCUUACUCUUCCAUGGCAACCUCUCCUCCUCCUCAUCAUUCUCCUCUAACCCUAUUUCCAACCCUUUCUCCUCCGUCCUCACCAAGAUAUAGGCCAGGUUUGGUCCGUUCCUUGAGCCCCAAGUCUAAACAUACACCAGAAAACGCUUGUGAGACUGAGAAAUCUUCUCUUUUAGUGGAGGCUGGAGAGGCUAAAAGGUUGACCAGUAAAGAUGCUUGCAAGGUCUUGAGGAAUGAUGAUAUCAUUAGCUUGGAGCUUGAGAUUGGUUUGAUCAACGAAUCAGAGCAAGAUCUGGAUCUAGAACUCCGUUUGGGUUUCGCUUAGAUGGUAAAGCUGUAGAACUUUAUCCAUAAAGGAUUCGAAGUUCACAAUUCUAGAAGAUAUGCCGCUUCUGUAACGUUAAUUAGUUUCAUCCAUAUGAAAUUCUCUAAGCUUGCUAAUCAGUAGAACUUAUAGUUAAUUAUAUGAUUAUAGUACAAGCUAUAAUAAGCUUGCGUUAGAUGU
This is a messenger RNA of Arabidopsis arenosa, 858 nucleotides long. NCBI's taxonomy places the organism in Eukaryota, Viridiplantae, Streptophyta, Magnoliopsida, Brassicales, Brassicaceae. The record is from the annotation of a GenBank genome assembly.